Molecule: messenger RNA, 6279 nt
Organism: Engraulis encrasicolus (European anchovy)
Lineage: Eukaryota; Metazoa; Chordata; Actinopteri; Clupeiformes; Engraulidae
Product: GAS2-like protein 2A
Exons: 6
Coding region: 734-3991 (1085 amino acids)
Biological process (GO): microtubule bundle formation; actin crosslink formation; protein localization to microtubule plus-end
Cellular component (GO): microtubule plus-end; cytoplasm; stress fiber
Molecular function (GO): microtubule binding; cytoskeletal adaptor activity; actin filament binding
Source: RefSeq, a predicted model, not a curated record
AUUAUCUCUCGUAAACUAGAAAAUAACCACUGAAAGUACCAAAGUGACCGUGGUAACGCACUGAUGGGGAUCAGAGGUUAAUCUGCGCUGCUUUGAUUUGCCUUUAUCGCGGUGGUGAAAUGGUUAACGCGAUUGUUUGGAAUGAGGCGGCUAUCUUGUAACCUAGGAGAGGAGUGAGAACACUGCAUUCAACACAAAAGUAGUUCGCAAGAACUUACGCGGAAUUUCCACGAUGGUUUUCUCUCAUACGGAUUCUCUUAUGGACACGUUUUGUAUAUCCACAAUAUAUUUUUAAGAUGAUUUUUUUUUCAGAGGAGCGACUUUUUAACGAUUUUGCCCUACUGUAACGAUACUGUAAGGGUGUGCACCAGGCGGUAGUUUCCAAGUUAUGAAUCCGUAGAGUAGGCCGUAGAAAUCGUGCUAACGAAGGUGUCAAGAUUUAGGUGACCGACAAGAACAUUUAAAUGUCGCUUUUGUGGAUUGCCCAUUUUUCUUAAAUGCGGUACAAGCAUCAUGACAGAAGGACCAUUGGACGUUUGAGAAGCCGUGAACUGUCGGUAGGUCUUUUUCCGCUAGCAUUUUACACAGAUGUUUUAUGCUUUAUCCUUUAAACUACCGUCUGGGGGUGUCGGAGAAGGAGGCUGAGAAACAUCAUUGAGGAACAAACUAAAACUUGAAUCACGGCUGACCCAGGCCAAGUUUAGUCACUUUUUGGAAACUUUUGACACGUAAUAUGUCUGGGAUCCAGCAUGCCUCCAAUCAGAGCAUCAAGGCGUUCAAAUCAAGCGAAGAAUAUCUGUAUGCUAUGAAAGAAGAUUUGGCAGAAUGGCUGAAGGACUUGUACACCAUCAAUAUCGACGUGAACAACAUCCUGGAAGUUCUGGAAACAGGGGCUAUUCUCUGCCAUCACGCAAAUAAUGUAACGAGAGUGGCCGAAGAUUUUCUUCGCACUUAUGGACAAAUAGCGGGGAUUCGGUUGCCAUCAGCCGGAGUGACAUGCGUCAGCUCCGCACAGCCGUCUACUUUUCUUGCACGGGACAACAUCUCCAACUUUAUACACUGGUGUCGCAAACAGUUGGGCAUACCAGAUGUCCUGAUGUUUGAGACGGAUGACCUGGUGUUGCGCAAGAAUGAGAAGCACUUCAUCCUUUGCCUGCUGGAGGUCGCGCGGCGGGCAUCCCGCUUUGGUAUGGCCGCCCCUGUCCUCAUCCAACUGGAGCAGGAGAUCGAGGAAGAGAUUAGGGAGGAAAUGGACCUGCCCAUGGAGCAGACUCCUCUUCCCAAACCCCAGAGGCGGCUCGCCAACAUCCAGAAUCUUGAUGAGAUGGUCAGAUGCCUGAUCAGCAGAUGCACGUGUCCCACCCAGUUUCCAAUGAUCAAGGUGUCAGAGGGCAAGUACAAAGUGGGAGACUCCAACACUCUUAUAUUCGUACGGAUCUUGCGUAAUCAUGUGAUGGUGCGGGUGGGUGGAGGUUGGGACACCCUGGAGCAUUAUCUGGACAAGCAUGACCCAUGCCGCUGCACUUCUCUCAGUCACAAGCUGUCCCAGCGUCCAUCCACCCCUGCGGUGCACGAGAUCAAAGCCAGGGUAGGAACUAAGGAGAGCGUUCCAGGGGCCGGCACCCCCGCCAUGCCCAGUAUGUUUGUGCUGAGUCGGGCCCAGUCCCCGCCACAGCCUGUGGUGUGGAGCACCCCCGGGCCUGGCAGAGGCCCCAGCAGACCCAGCCUGUGCCGCUCUCCCGACCCCGGGCCUCGCCAGCCACCUGGGGCCUCUCCCAGCAGGUUACGUCAGAGGGCCACCACACCUGGCCGCAGACAAUCCUCCGAGAACCGAGACGACUCCGGCCUCAACGCGAGCACCAGGACGGGCCGCGAGGCCCGGCGCGCCUCCGUGCUGCCGAGGCACGCCACCAGCAGCAGCCUGCCUCGCUCCCGCACCUCCUGCCUCUCCCCCGCACCCCACCGAGACACCACCAGGUCAGUCACCCCACAUGUGGGUGGUGGACACUCUGGACAGAAGAACACAGAGAUUAGGAGGUCGAUGACCCCACAUUUUGGAGGACACACGGGCCAGAGGAACGCAGAGACUAUCAGGCCGGUCACCCCACAUGUCAGCGGACACACCGGACACAAGAACCCAGAGAUUAUGAGACCGGUCACUCCACACGUCAACGCACACACCGGGCAGAAAACAAAUCCAGCUGCUGUCCAGCAACAUCCCCCUGGACACUCAGACUCCAGACUGAACCACACUUUCGCUAAAUCUCAGCUGAUGACGAAGGUUCGGCACAGCACAGGGCCCGGUGACGUGAAGUCUGCUGACGGUGGUGGUGGCCAGGGGACUCCAGACAGACAGAGAGGCCACCAGGGGACCGUUCGGCCGUAUACACCUGUUCAACAACAGCCCCACCACCAUCAUCACCAUCCACAAAACAUCCCCCCACCCUCCUCCUCUUCCUCAUCCUCCACCUCUUCCUCCAACAUUAUCAAGCACGGUGUCACAGAGAACAGCCAUAACUCACACCGGACCUCCUCCUCCUCCACUGGUGGCCACAGUUCAACCAAAGGACACGUCACCUCUGACGGAUUGCCGCCCAAGCCCUCCGCGCAAAUCAAAAAGGUGCCUUCUGGCCAUCCGGGUGAAAACAUUUUUCAAAAGAAAACGGUCGGUGACGAGCAGACAGCGAGGAGAGACGUGCCAAACAGCGCUGGCAAUGGGAGCACACAGCAGCAGCACAGGAGACAAAGUACGGCCAAACAGAAUGUAUUUCAUCCCGCUGCCUCGGGGCAGAAAGAGACCCCAAAGAGCCGACGCAGCUCGAAUGUACUCCAAGCCACAAAUCCCGCUCUGGGUCGCGUGGCUACUAGAGGGACUGAGGAAGCUUCCCUGUUUAUCACCCCUCCGCCCAUCACUCCAGACCAAGAGGCCAUCCUCUACCAGAGCCUGGAGCACGAGAUCCUCUCCAACCUACAGAAGCUAAACUUUGACUAUGAUGAUGAUGAGGAUGAUGAUGAUGAUAGCGCCAGUAGUACCAGAGCUGCGGCUGAGGAAGAGGAUGAGGAGGAUACGGAGGAGGAGGACGGUCAGUCUUCUUCUCUACAUGGCCCCCAGUCCGCUGACAUUUCCAGUCGCCAGUCCUUAAGCUCAGUGCUGCGUCAGGAAUCAACAUCAUCCAACAUCUCCACCACAUCUGGCCACACUAAGGUUGAUGGUGGUGGUGGUGGUGGUGGUGGUGAAGGUAGCGUUGAUGGUGUGACUGACGUUCAGCACGGGCAGCAGCGAUGUCCCUCGGAGAAAGUGUCGGUGGAGCGCUGGGUGAACACGCUACCGUUUGGCGCCCCCAGCAGGGUCCGCCGGCACAGCACCAGCAGCGCCCCCGCAGAGCCAGAGGCCGACUUGACCGAGCUGGACUCCAUGCUCACCCUGGCCAGCUCCUGGUCCUCGGUGGGCUCCAGCCUGGAGUGCAGGGACAGGAGCAGGGCCGAUGAGAGCGGAUGUGGAGAGAGUGGCGGUGGCGCCAGCCCACCGUCGCGUCAUCCAGGCCAGGUUGUCAUGGACGACGAGGAGCUGGCUAUGGAGUUCAGCAGGCAGAGAAGGCCCCGGUCGUCCUCGUUCAGGCAGAAGAGGGGACUGCGGAAACCGGAGCGCGUGCCUUCCAUCUACAAGCUGAAGCUCAAGCCCCACAUCCGGCCCCGCGAGGACCAUCGGCCCAACCACAAGCCCUCCAGGAUCCCCAAGCCGGUGGCCUACCAGCAGGGCAGAGGGGAGAGCGAGGGGCCUGGAGGACUGGGCAAGGGCUGCUGCACAGACAAUAAUGGCCUAUCAUCGUCACCAGACAACAACAGGCCGCCACGAUUCAGCGGUGAGGGCGUCAGUGCCAAGAUGCAUGAUGGGAAAUCCAGAGUUGUCCCUCAGGGAAACUCCUACGGAGGCUUUGAGGGCCGCGAAGAUACAGCACAUGUCAUGGAAGAGCUUGAAUCCUGGGUCUGAACACUGGCAUCUUUUCUUUUUAGUUUUUUUGUAUGUUUGUUUUUUAAACUUUUUUUUUAUUCCACUGAGAUCAAAUUCACUCAAGGACUCAGGUACUGUCCUGUCAACAGAUGCUGAUUAUAUUUAUCUCAUAGACUAGAGACACAAUGGAUGCAACUACCGUAGGUGCCUAUGCAGAAACAAAACCAUAGCACAUAAAAAACACACUAAACAAAACUCUUUGCCAAGUUUGCACAGGUUGCAUUUUUUGUAUGCCACCCCCAGCGCAGAGUGCCAUUGCUUUACAUUAUAUUAGAAAUCUCUUUUGCUUCUCUACAACAUAUUUUUCUCGUGCCUUACAAAAAGAAAACAUUGCACAAAGGGAGUUUUUUCUUAUUUGUUUUAGAGAUUAUGAAGACACAAAGAUGGGCUAAAACAACCCUCCCCCUCCCUCUUUCCCUCCUUCAGUCUGAUGAUGAUGACAGCCUUGCUAUACUAAGGGGAGAGAGCAUGUGCUUUCAUCAAGGCUGACUUUUUACCUGCUAACGCAACAUCAAAGCAGAGAGAGAGAGAGAGAGAGAGAGAGAGAGAGAGAGAGAGAGAGAGAGAGAGAGAGAGAGAGAGAGAAGGGAGGCAGGGAAUGGCAGAUGCAAAGCCUUAUUACCAGUAACAACCUGACAAUCGCUGUACACGCAGGGCCGCUGACAGCUUUUACUGGACCCGGGACCAAGCCAUUUGAAAGGGCCCCCUCCCCGAUGCAUAUAAUGUAAUUAGGUCCCAAAUCUGGGCUCCUCUCACACCCUGGUCCCCUGGACAACUGAUCCCUUUGAUCCCCUAACCCUGUUGGCGUCCCUGUGAAUACACGUAUGACAUGCCUAGAGCCGAGACAAGGACAAAAGGAAAUUGUGUUAUAUAGAAACAGAAUGUGUCACUUUAUCUUGUGUAUCUAGCAGCACUGCGAUGGAAGACAGCUGCAAUAAGCGGUGUGCUGGUGAGCUAUAACGACAGAGCCAGCUCUGAUUCAGAAAAGGAAAGAAAGAAAAGGGAAGUGUAGUGUGUCACUGGUGACUGGUGAGUCGUCGUUGGGGGGGAAAACCGGCACCAUAUGUCUUGUGUUGUGGCACGUCCCCUUAUUUCACAUGAACAAAGUUAUGAUUUAGAUGAAAAGGUUAUGGAUGUCUCUUGUGAAGGGAGAUGUGGAGACGUGGUGACGUGGUGGUGAUGAUGAUGCAGUUGCAGUUUGAUGGCACCUCUCCAGCUAGACAGUCUGUUGUCUUCUGCGCUUCUUCCUCAAAGCGCUUCCCCAGUCACCUUGUGUGUUAGCCUGGUGGUGGUGCUGAGGGUGGCGGGCGGCUGGCAGGUUUAUAAAUAUCCUCUGGCAUAAGUCAGGCAGGCUAUAAAUAACAGCAUCAGAGAAGCAGCAGCCGCAGCAGCCUGCACCACACCGCACCACCCUGCCCCACCGCACCACACUGCCCUCCCCCAUCACGCUACACUACACCAGCCAGCUGCGUUUGGUCCCAUCACCCCCCCCCCUCUCUCCUCCUCUCCUUCUCCAUACACACUUGGUCACACACACACACCAACCCCCCCCCACCUAUUUCUCCUGUCCUCCUUCACAUAGACGUGGUCACACACACAUACUCACAUCACCCCCUCUCUCUCUCUCUCUCCUCCUGUCCUCCUACUUCCUCUUCUUCUCCACACACUCUUGGUCACACACUUGCACGUCAUACUCUUUUCUCACACACACGCACACACACGCAUACAUCACCCUUUUUUCUCACAUGCACGCACACACCACCCUCUCUUCUCACACACACACACACACACACACACACACACACACACACACACACACACACACACACACACACACACACACACACACACACACACGUCAGCCUCUUCUUGCGUCCCUCCUUUCCCACACACACACAUGUGGUCGACACACCUCACCACUUCCCUAGAGCCGGCUGCCAACACACAACUGACACAGAUUUUUUUGUGUUUUGUUUUGUUUGAGCCAGGUAUGAGAAGCAAGGUAGACUUCCACACACACUUACUCCUUGAAACCAGGGGAGCUCCAGUUUAGGCCUGAAAUGCACUGGAAAUGGAAUGGACAUAUCUGUGGAAUGUUGAUAGAACAAAUCACUAGGGGUUUUUGUUACAUUUGCCACAAUUCUUUGAAAUAUCAGUUGUACAUCAUUUCACAUUUGAGGAAUGUGCUUUAUUUUGAAUGGAUAAGUUGGUGCUGAUCAACGUGUUGUGGUUUAUUUGCAAUUUCUGGAUAAAUCUGUUGAAAUCAA